AGACUUCCGCCCGGCGCGGAGACGAGGGGUCGGCGGCGAGUGGCGUCGGCGGUGAAGCGGGCACGCGCGGUUGCGGAGCCCCGGCAGCGUGUGCGUUCCUGCCUCGGGCCUGGCGGGGGCUCGGAGGAGAGGGCAGGCAGCAUGUCGGAAGGAAGCGCCGCGGGCGAGCCCAGCGCUCCGGGCACCCCCCGGCCCCUGCUCUCAGGGGCCCGGGGGCUCAUCGGGCGGCGGCCUGCGCCCCCUCCCACGCCGGGCCGCCUUCCCUCCAUCCGCUCCAGGGACCUCACGCUCGGGGGAGUCAAGAAGAAAACUUUCACCCCAAAUAUCAUCAGCCGGAAGAUCAAGGAAGAGCCCAAGGAGGAGGUCACAGUGAAGAAGGAGAAACGGGAGAGGGACCGAGAGCGGCAGCGGGAGUGGCAUGGGCGGGGCCGGGGCCGCCCGGAAGUCAUCCAGUCCCACUCCAUCUUUGAGCAAGGACCUGCUGAGAUGAUGAAGAAGAAAGGGAGCUGGGAUAAGACCGUGGAUGUGUCGGAUAUGGGUCCCUCUCACAUCAUCAACAUCAAGAAGGAGAAGAGGGAGACGGACGAGGAGACCAAGCAGAUCCUGCGCAUGCUGGAGAAAGAUGACUUCAUCGAUGACCCUGGGCUGCGGAACGACACCCGGAACAUGCCUGUGCAGCUGCCGCUGGCGCACUCGGGCUGGCUGUUUAAGGAGGAGAGUGAGGAUCAGGAUGUGAAGCCUUGGCUGGCCGGCCCCAAGGAGGAGGACAUGGAGGUGGACGUGCCCUCUGUGAAAGUGAAAGAGGAGCCACGAGACGAGGAGGAGGAGGCUAAGAUGAAGGCUCCUCCCAGAGCAGCCAGGAGGACGCCAGGCCUCCCGAAAGACGUGUCUGUGGCAGAGCUGCUGCGGGAGCUGAGCCUCACCAAGGAGGAAGAACUGUUGUUCCUCCAGCUGCCAGACACGCUCCCCGGCCAGCCGCCCACCCAGGACAUCAAGCCCAUCAAGACGGAGGUGCAGGGCGAGGACGGACAGAUGGUGGUCAUCAAACAGGAGAAGGACCGGGAAGCCAGGCAGGCAGAGAACGCCUGUAGCCUGGCUGACCUCACGGAGGGGCAGGUUGGCAAAUUGCUCAUCCGCAGAUCAGGGAAGGUGCAGCUCCUCCUGGGCAAGGUGACUCUGGACGUGACCAUGGGGACCGCCUGCUCUUUCCUGCAGGAGCUGGUGUCCGUGGGCCUUGGAGACAGCAGGACGGGGGAUCUGACGGUCCUGGGCCACGUGAAGCACAAGCUCGUCUGCUCCCCUGACUUCGAGUCCCUGUUGGAUCACAAGCACCGCUGAGCAGCAGAUGGAGGAAGCCGCGCCUGCCCACGGCUGCUGCCUGCCGCAGGCGUUUUGUUCUGGAGUCUGUGGCCCAGAGGGGGCUGUGUGGCCUGCCCACUCGGGCCUCUGGCAGCUGGCGCCCCACUUCUACCCCGGGGCCCCUGGGGCUCCCUCCCGCAGUGUGGAUGUGGCACAUCCUUGCUGCUGGGGCCUAGUCCUUGCUAUUUAUUUUUGUAUUUAUAUCUUAGCAUCUUCAGCCAGCUGCAUCCUCCGGUGAGGGUGUGGGGGAAGUACAGGCCCCUCCUCUCGGUGCCUGCAGGGCGCGGAAAGGCCUGGCCUUGCUCGUGGGCCCUCCCCCCCGAGGCCGUGUGGGAGAGAGCAGAGGUGGAGUCUGGACUUGAGGACUCGGGCCCGGCUCAUCCAUCCUAACCUUUCUGAACCUCACGUUCCUCAUCUGACGGAAGUGGGGCUAGCACCUGCCUCGCGGGGUUGGCGCGAGGGUCGAAUGGAGCUCUGUAGGUGGCACGCAGCCAGACGUGUACCUGGUGGGCGCUCAAUAAAUGUUUGUUUCCCUUUC
This is a messenger RNA of Lepus europaeus (European hare), 1897 nucleotides long. RefSeq names its product RNA polymerase III subunit D (gene POLR3D). The transcript has 9 exons. Lineage: Eukaryota; Metazoa; Chordata; Mammalia; Lagomorpha; Leporidae. Gene Ontology annotation, cellular component: RNA polymerase III complex. Gene Ontology annotation, molecular function: DNA binding. Gene Ontology annotation, biological process: transcription by RNA polymerase III. The record is from RefSeq and is a predicted model, not a curated record. The coding region runs from base 142 to 1338 and encodes 398 amino acids.